GGCGCUCACAACACGUCUGGCUCCCUCACGCUCAGCCGCGCUGCCCCGCUCAACAUGACCUCGGAAUUCUUAACCUUCUGGACCCACAGUGACUACCAGGAUCAGUGAGAAUGACCCUGUAGGUGCACCUAUCUGUUCCCCAAGAGUCAGAGCGGUGGAGGUUCACAGUGGCCGGAAAAAAAGCGAUUCAAAAUGACGCUCUAGCAAGUCUUUGUUCGGUGGCUUGUCAGGGCGACCACUCCACCAACGCGCAGCUAUUGAAUUUUUUUGUUUCGCUCCAUCUUCGGUUGUUUCCUUCAUCGUCCACAUGGAGUGAAGUGGCUGCGGUAGAGAGGCGAGGGACGUGUUGAGCAAGGAAGUCGAGCUGAGUGGUCCCUCGUGAAUAAAGGAAGAUGAGAUCGAGUAGCGUCGAGGAGGUGGGAGGUCAUGGGCCCGGGGACCCGUGGGAGGUGUUCACGGCAUUGGCCAUCCUGGUGGUGGAGGGGAGGACGCCUGGCGGAGAGCGAGGCUACCACGCCGGACCUCACUGUCCCCUCCCCCACCAGCUCCAACACAAGCACUCUUGCGACCCCAACCAUCACGUGUGCAUGCAAGCGAGUGCGUUGGUGCGGCAGCUACGUGUCAUGUGGGGAGUCGGGGUGGGCGUGACCCUGGAGGUCUUGGUGGCCCCCGAGUGUCAGCAUGGAGCUGCACUAGCCACAACCCUCGACACCACCACGGCGCCCUCCCAGAACCUCAGACUCAUCGAGCAAUGGAAUUUCACCAUCUAUGAUCGAAAGCUGCCGGAGGCUACUGCCACAGGCUGGUCCUUGAUGGCUGCAGUGCGUUCCUUCCUACACUUCUCCCAACUGUCAGCCUGGCUUAGCGUGUCAGGGGGUCGUCGCCCACCCAAUGUGCUCUACCGCCUCACUGUCACCUCGCCUGUGUUUUGCUCCAAGUUCACAGCAGAGGCAGAGGAGCAUGUGUUUCCCAUUACAUACAUGGGACAGGACACCUCCAUCAAGGUGUCGGUGAGAUCACUUCCCCGCAGUGAGAAGGUUCCAGUGGUGGAGUGUCCCGAGCCCCAUGAGGAGCAGGAGACUGGUGGCAGUGUUCCAGAAACCUACCCUACAUCUUCCUCUUCUUGGAGCUCUUCUUCCUCUUCUUGCACAACCACCUCCAUCUGCUCCUCCUCUCCCUCCUCCUCCUCAUGCCAGAACAAGGCUGACAACAGCAGGUGUGAUGACGAUCUACGGAGAAGUGUAAUGAAGGCCAAGCUUGCAGAGAACAGCAGAGUUACUCGCAGUGAAUCACCGGACACACAGCUUGGAGAAUCUCUCUUGGAUCCCCCUCAUUCCCUCACUCGCUUUCCUCGCCGUUAUCAGUCUCCUUCUCGCUCAGGUUCUCCCUCUCUGGAGACACCUGAGCACCUCAUCUGCCGCCCCAGACCACCAGCACCCCAGAACAAGCCUCCUGACAUCAGCAUGAUGGUUGGACCUGGCCCCACCUCACACCCAUUCUCAUGGACCCAAGCACGUUACCCACUGACUCCCAUCGUCCAUCAACCUUCCAUGGAUUCCAUGUGUCCCCCAAAUGCUGAUGUGAUGCAUUCCCAUCCACAUCACCUUCAUCAUCACCAGUUGGCACAGAAUUCAUUAGGAUUUGACUUCUCAGGUACCUACCAGCCUUACCGUAGACCACAGCUGGUGUACAACAGACCACAGAUGUGCUGGUCUCAGGUACAGCCUGUAAUGCAGCAUAAACCACAACAAGUGACACUCCACCCACAACAGACUCCCCUCUCGGUGAACCCUGUCAGCUACAGCUCACAGCAAAAGACUAUGAAUCAGAUGUCCCCGAGGGGAGGCAAAUACCAGCAUUACCCUGAGUACCAAGCAUUUGAUCAGCUUGAUGCCCAUACUAUGACAGGGGAAUACCCAGAGCCUCUGGGUGACCACAGUGAUGAUGUUCUGGUGGGGGAGUACCAGGACCCUCACAUUUUGAUGGCAGGUGAGCCUUCAAGAUUGAGCUGCAUGACUUCUCAGGAGGGUGGCAGAGAGCAGGGAGUGAAGAGACCAGGAGAACACUCUAGUGAAUGGGAAUACCAGGAAGAACACCAGACCUACAAGCGAGAUUAUUUCCACAAAUCUUUGCCAGUUCCUGAGACCUCCCACCACAACAGGGAUCAGGGAAGUCCUCAGUGUAGCAGUACCCGGGUGAAGCAGGACCCUAGCAGACUCCAUAAAUUGACAGAGGAGGAUAAGAUGCUUCCUAAGGUAUUAGAUGACCAGAUGAGACCUUGUUGCUCCCACACUGGCAAGCAUCUGUGUUCUAGCAUUGAAGACCUGACUGAGGUUGGCAGCACAGAGGAGACUAUCUCUGCACAUCUUUGUCCCAAAGAGCUUAAACAAGGACUAAAGCAGCGAGGAGAUGUAAGCCCCAGUCAUCUCUACAAUACAAAGGUUAACUUUGAUUUGACUCCAAAGGAGACCAUGGAGAUACUGAGUGUGCUACGGCAACCAAAUCCCCUUCCUCCCUUGCGCAUAGAUAGGCACAGGGGACAGUACGAGGCUGUGUCUCCACGAGGUUCAGGAGAAGCCAAGUUACCUGGGAUAAGCUUUGUUAGCGAUUGCAGUGUUGGCAGCAAAUCUUGGGAAAACAAGGGUUAUCUUUCAAAAUUUCUAAAAGACAGAGGAAAGAAGGUUGAAACCAAGUGCUGGAAAGAAGAAAAAUAUGAAUCCUCACAUAUCAGCAUUAAAGAUGAAAAUGUAGAUGAUCUGGAAAAGAGAGGAGAGAAUGCAGCUGACCAAUCAUGGAGUGAAUACAGGAAAAAUGUGGGACUAGCCUUUCCUUCUUCUGAAAGCUCUCAAGGACAACAAAGUGAAAGGUGCCAUAAUAAAAGUUUGGGCCGAGGGAGAGAAGGUGUACAAGAGCUUCCUCCUAGUCCUGAAAAUCUGUUUCUUGAAGCUAUAGCUCGUAGUGGUGAGAAGCAUUGUGAUAUUUCUAGCUGUAAGACUUUAGUUGAUAGCCGUGAAUCAUAUCGGACCAGAGCGUGUAAGGAUGCAAGUGUGGUGUCUUGUGAUAAUGUGAAUACAAGUGUGUCCAGUGAGAUGAAUAAAUGUGAUACAAAAGUUGUUAGUGGAAAAAGUUUGCAAUUAUCAAGUGAAACAAGAUGCAUCGAGGCCAAGAAGGUUACCCACAAGAUGAGUGUCUUCACUGCCAGCAGUGAGCCAGCCAAACCCGUCAUAUCUCAGCCCCAGAAGCAGACUUCACAAACUCUUGUUAAAAGUCCAUUUAGUGCAGUUUUAUCAAGUAUUCAAAAAGAGAAUAAUAGAGUUCUGGAAGAUGAACAAAGCCAUUGUCAAGAAACUGAAAAAACAAAAGCCUCCCAAAUAGGAAGAGAGUUUGUUAAAAGGGCAUUAACAUUUGAAGUUCAAAAGUCUGAGGGAAUCUUGAGAUCAGAGACUCACACAAAUGGAACCAUCCAAAACAAAGAAAGGACCACAAAUGAAGUAGGUAACCAGAAUGGUGUGGUGCAGAAUGGUAAAGAUCUGGACAGACCCUUGCGGGACACUCGUGAAGGGUUUGCCAAGAGCACUAGUUUGCUCAAACACUUGAUGACUAAAAGUCAUCAUCAAACUCAGGACAUCACUCAGGGCAAUAAGCAAAUAAAACUUGAAAAAGAUGACAUGGAUUGGAAGGAGCUGGAAGAGCAACAACAGCUGGAAACACAGGAGAUGGAAGUGUUAGAAAACCAAGAGAUCUCUGUUGACAGUGAAGUAGAAAAAAUAUGCAAUGAAAAGGGUGUCCCCAUUCCCUCUGCAAGUGCAAAGGCUCAGUUCCGGAGGUCCUUGGACUCGGCCACAAACAUGGUGUUCCACAGCAAGACUGGAUUGCCACUCACCUCGUCUCCAGCGCCUCUCAGAAAAGGGAAACGCUUUGACUAUGAUUCCACCUUGAACUGUGUUGCUGCAAUUAAGAGUGCUCUGUACACGUGCGACAGUGAAGAAGAUGAGAACUACUCUGUGGAGAUGAGUGCCAACAAUGAGGUGCACAACCAUGCCUACAAAACCACCCAGCUGUCCCUCUCAGCCCCUGCCACUGUGACCUGCUCCAACCUUCUGGGCAGCUUUGAAGAGUGUGUGCUGAACGGCCGCCUGGAACCUGUGUCCACUGUGCAGGGCUUCACUGCUGAGAUAGCUGCCUCUGGGGCCUUCUGUCCCAAACGCACCACCAAACCUGUUACUGUGUUCUUCUACACCCUCUGUGAUAAUGACCAGAUCUCAUCCCCCUACAUGGGUCACAUAAACCUGGGCAAGAAAGGCUACCAUGUGCCCAACAAAGGCACAGUGCAGGUGACUCUGUUCAACCCCCAUGGUACUGUGGUAAAGAUGUUCGUGGUGAUGUAUGACCUGUCAGACAUGCCACCCAAUUCCCGUACCUUUGUCCGGCAGCGCACUCUCAACAUGCCUGUUGGGGCGAGUGACUCAGAUGCCAAUGCUCACCAGUGGCUGCGUUACCUCAUACACCUCAGGUUUGUCAGUUCCAAGUCUGGCAAGAUCUACCUCCAUACUGAUAUCCGUAUGCUGAUCUUCCGCAAGAGUGAUGCAGAUGCUGCCAACCUCCACAACGAGUGUUCCUAUGAGUUGCGCUCCUUCACUCAUGGGCCAACCAAUCCAAAAUUUUCUCCAAGGAAGUAGAGAAAGUGCUACAUUCUUCAACUCUCCUCCAGUCUGCCAAGGGAUGUUGCAUGUGGUGUGAGUUGCUGGGGCCUCUUGGCAAAUGUUAUGAAGUGUUGUCACAGACCUGACAAGAGAACUUGCUUUUAAGGGUAACCACCGGUACAGUUUAAGAGAAGUGUAUCAAAACACCUUAUUUUAGAUAAUGGAUGUAUGGUGCAUUUAACAGUAGUUUUUAUUCCUAUCAUAUUCUUGUAUAAUGAAGUUGGUUGAUAUAUUGUAUGAAAGAUAUAAUGACAUAACUUCCAGAAUUUCAAAUAACAUAUUUUAAAAUCAUAUUACAAUGCAAGAUAAUGCUUCCAAUAUGAGCUGUUGAAUGUGGACAAAACCAUCCUGUGGAAAAUGCAUGAAAGAUUUCCCAGGUGAUAAUAUGUCUGAAUGACUGAGUGACCUAUAAGUUCCUUAUCAACUUGUGUGCUUGACUUGAACUAAGGUUUGUGUGUGUGUAGGAAGAGAGACUUGAGCCUGAUGGCAGAUGUGCUGCUAGCAGGCAGCUGCUGCCUGUGAGUAGUCCAGGUGAUGAUGUGUUUGCAUAUGUGAUAGUGUUUAUGGAUAAUGAUAGUUGAUCUCAGUAUUGUCUAUAAAUGAUGCAGAUUGUUUUAAGUCUGUUGUUCAGUCAUGUGAUAAAAUCACGGUUGAGUUUUGACGACCGUUUUCAAUGUACUAGUUUUGUGAAGGGUUACAAAUUGUUUUGUCUCUUCUUUACUUAUUACAUAAAUUAUUCAUAUGGUGCAUCCUUUGAGAGAUUUUAUUGGAAAUAUAUAUUUCAAUAGUAAUGAAAAUCAAGUUUCUAGAUUUCUUAUGUUUAAAAAUUCCUUAUUCAAAAAUUAUCUUCAUAACUAAGGUUACUUUUCAUAAAAGUAACCUAGUUACACAAAUGUAACUAACAGAUGAAAACACUGAAAUACUUGCCUCAAGUCUUCAGUUGUUACUUAAGACAGAUUUAGUAUGUAAUAUCAGUCAGUGAUCUUUAUUUUGACAUUUUUGUACUGAACUGUGAUGACCUGCAUUUUGGCACCAAGAGAUGAAAGACUCCAGGAAAGUUUUAUUACCUUGAAGUUUGGUACAAGAAUAUUUCAAUGAAGAUUGCAUGACAGUAUUCAUUAAUGUGCCUGUAUUGUAUAUUUUUUUUAAUGUUGAACUCUGAAAUGUUUGACAAUAUGAUAAGCUACUCACCCUUUGGUGGCUUAGGUCUGUAAUGACUCCUUUUUCCAGUGACCAGAAUCUCUUCCUACUGAGAUUGCAUGACUAUAUUAUGUAUAGAGAGAUGUACUAUAUGUCACACUAUAUAUUCAUAUUCUCUGCAAGAUAUAUCCAUACACUUCAAAACUUAUAAAUAAUUUUCAUAUUCAAAAUCAAUUUGGAUAUAUCUGAUUAUCUGAUGCUUGACUAACCUCUAUUGAAGGUGAAUUAGUGAUAUAAUGUUACAUGAGAGGUCUUGACCAACAGCCCAUUUGUGGGGCUGAGAACCCUGGAGCCUGGCACUGAGCAAACUUGAUAAGCACUUUUGGACAAAGGAGUGAUGAUUGAAAAUAUUGCUUUGGAGAUUUGUAAGAAUUUAAUGGACUUUGGAGAUUACUUGUGGUUGUAAACAAGAUAUUGAUUUGGCAAUGAAACCUGAUGUUUUUAACUUGACUUGCAUGUUAAAACCUUAAUCUACAUUUGAUUUUUAUUGAGCUUCAUGUGUAUAUAGAGAUUUUCUUACGUUACAGUUUCAGUGAAUUAAUUUAAUUAAGAACCACCUUGGUAGUGAUAAUAAAAAUAACACUUGAGAUUGGCUGACAUAUCAUGCACACAAAACUGCCAUGUGUGAAGACAAAUCUUGGAAAACUGAAUUGUGAAUCAAAGUUGCAUUCUUAGUUUUCAACAAUCUAUUUUUAAUUGCUUUUGUUGAAAAUGCUUUUGACUUAAAUAAAUAUAAUGUUUAAGCAGCUGUAAAAGAGAACUAAUAUGCUAUCAGACACCCAUAAAAAAAAUGUUUUAACGGAUGUACUAGAAGACUAAUAUGCUCCCAGACAUUACUUUCAAUGUCCCAAGGAGUAAUCCUUUGAAAGCUGCCACCUGUCUUUGAACACUACUUUACCUUAAUGGAACCAGACCAUGCCAAUAGAUUUACAGCAUAGCCUUGCAAGUCUGUUAGGUACUACCUUUCAAAUAACAAGAAUCUGCCAGUGUAAAUUUUGAUUAUCAUAGAAUAUGAAAGUCACUGAUAUUUUAUCAACUCAUUUGAAACUGAUAACUUUGCCUACCAAAAAUAUUUUUUUUUUCGUUAUUGACUAAUAGAAAAGCAUGGCUGCCAACAAGUGUCAAAAAAUGUGCAGCAGUAUCAAUGCUGCUUCUACCUGAACUACCAUCUUUGCAAAGAAGGUAGAAUUAACCAGAUGCAUAAGAUUGCCUUAAUAUUUGUAGAACCUUUUACAACAUUCAGGAUUGGGGCAUUAUGAUUCCCGAUGUCAUUUUAUUGUGUUGGAACAUGAAGCAGUAGAACAGUAUAUUAGCUGUGCUGAUGCAGACACAGUGCUUGUCACUAGAAAGACUUCAAAGUUGUUGGUCAUAUUGACUAGCCUGGACUAAGCCAGUAGUGGCUGAAGGGGCCUGUGGGCUGGGAUCAGAUCACAUCAUCAUCAGCUUUACAGCUAGUCAUAUUUGUUCAUUAACAUUUCUUUUGAUGUAUGAUGAAAAAAUGGUACAGCUACAGAGGACUUUGAACAUAAGUUACAAAAAUGUAAAAUGCAUGACCACAAUAAACAUUAUUUGAAUGAGCAAUCAUACAUAUCAAAAUAAAUUCUAGUGAGAUUAAUUCAUGGUUGGGUGAAUGUUAUUUAUAACCAGAAAUGUUAAAAAGCUUCAAUAAUAAGAGUGAAUAUUGUUGGGUAUGAAUGCUUGUAAAGGACUUAAGUCCUAGGGCCUGAAAUUUCCUUGGAUAAAUAAACACGCACAAUAUUGAAGUACAUGAACACGUACUACUUAUAAGCUGAGGCUUCUUUUACAUUGUGACAGUUAUGACCUGCCAGUAUUGAGUUGAUGAACUGUUUAAGCCUCCAGUCAUUGCUUGUUAUAAUCUGACUGCCAGAAUAUGAUGUAAUGUUAAAUGCACAUGUGUGAAAGUUCUUUUGAUGGUUCUUGAGUAAGAUUUAAAUUGAUUUUAAUAUGAAUCCAUUGCCCUUUAUAAACUAAUCAUAUUUACAAAAUUGUUAUUUCUUGUUUGAAAUUUGUAUAGUGAAUGGAUUAUUUCUGUAGUAUUGUAAAGACUCUGGAAAUACAUUUAAGGGACAUUACUACAUCCUUUUAGAAAAAUUUGAUUUGAUUACAUACUUUUUAUAAAAGUGGCAUUUAACUGAUGUGUAGUUAAAUGUUUUAGUAUACAAAUACUUUCCUACCACAGAUAUUGUAAUAUUUUUCAAAUAAAAGAAAUUUGCUGUGUAAUGUCCAGAAAUUAUGAUCGGCUGUUCACUAAGUUACUUCAGACGAAAGGCAAUACCAUUUUUCUGCUCAUGCCUAGAUUUUUACCAGUUUUAUUUAGUUUGUUUACCAAAAGGUGUUACUUUAUGAAAACUUACAAAAUUUAUCAUUUGGAUAAUGAUUAAUGAGAUAAGCUACAGUUUAUUGAUAAUAUAUUUCUGACUCAAGACUACAUCAUAUCAGAGUUGCAUUACUCCAGCUAGAGAGUUCUUCCUUUGGGUACUUUUUAAUGUCAGAAUGGUACAGUGCAGAAUCUUGAAUUACUUGUUCAGAUGUUAGGCCAUCGAGUCCAUCACCACCACAGCCCCAUCCCAAGGAAAGGUUAAACUGCCCGACAUGAUAAAGAAAGUUGCAAGUUUCAGUAGUUGUGAAUUGAAUGUCAUGUGAAGAUAUGCAUAAACAGACAAACUAGAAUGAGGGGUGGAAAGGAGUAGCAUCAGGUAAAUGUUAAGCUUCCUCCUUGUCUUUCCUUUUCUCAGCUUUAACUUUGAAGUGUAAAUAAUGUACAGUGAGUGUUAAUAGAUUAUAUGAUUACCAUAAGGAUGCAUUGUCUCAUCAUUUAUCUGUUAAAAUAUAAGAUUGGAUUAUUCGUCAAAUGUUUGUUGAAAUCUGUCCUUGGAUCCAAUAAUCUGAUGAGUCUUUGCUAUAACUCCUUAAAAGGAAGUCUUUCGCUGUAGUUUUAGACAAAUCCUCAAUUGUCCAGACUUAAGAGUACUGUAGGUGAAAGAUGUUAGUUUUAUUACAAACAUGUACAUAGUCUACAUCUAUUUAUAUUAUUAUGGGCUUAACCAACUCUUAAUGUAUCUUAAAAAUAAAACUGUAGCUUGA
This is a messenger RNA of Portunus trituberculatus (swimming crab), 9008 nucleotides long. It is a transcript of the gene atos, whose product is annotated as protein FAM214A-like. The record is from RefSeq and is a predicted model, not a curated record. NCBI's taxonomy places the organism in Eukaryota, Metazoa, Arthropoda, Malacostraca, Decapoda, Portunidae.